Harpegnathos saltator (Jerdon's jumping ant) is the source of this 15554-nucleotide messenger RNA. RefSeq names its product MYC binding protein highwire (gene hiw). Lineage: Eukaryota; Metazoa; Arthropoda; Insecta; Hymenoptera; Formicidae. The transcript is spliced from 42 exons. Gene Ontology annotation, cellular component: plasma membrane; nucleus. Gene Ontology annotation, molecular function: ubiquitin protein ligase activity. The record is from RefSeq and is a predicted model, not a curated record. Bases 279 to 14348 code for a protein of 4689 amino acids. Gene Ontology annotation, biological process: regulation of synaptic assembly at neuromuscular junction; axon guidance.
CAUACGUCUAGCACUUUCAAGACAAACUCCGCGAAACACGCAGCGUAGACGUUUGAUUUUUGAAUUCAGCAGCGGCACGGCACGAAGUAGUAAAUCGCUUUUUUCGAGACAAAUCGAAGCUUCGAGUAAACGAGACGAGCGUGCUACCGCGCGCCACCCCGGUACUUUCUUUCCAGGGAACGCGUAAUGCUAUCACAUGGGGAAGACCGAAGUGUCAACGAUCAAUAGUAUUACGAAAAUGACUUGGUGAUUCAUGUGCCGAGAGUUUCGCGCGAGUCAUGGUGUCUGGGGAGAACGAGAGGCUGCUGCCCGAGCCUGAGAAUUAUGCCAAAUGUUUUUACGAUCUCUUCAAAAACGUCGCCGAGGCGCAAAGGAAUAAAGGAGAAUGGAGGAAAUGUAAAAGAAAUAAGAGUAUUCGUAAACGAGACAAGAAAAAGAUUGACUUAAAUGGGGACUUGAAUUAUAACAAUCCUCCAGAGAUAGAAACAUCUUGUAAUGCCUCAGCAUUUGCUGUGUUUGCUAGUGUGAGACACGCUAUUUUAGAGAAACAUGCAAAAACAUCGAGUGAGAUUUAUAGAUCAAACUGUAACUCUCCACCAACAGAACUUAGCGACACCAUAGAUACAGACAGUGAUGAUGAAGAUAGGAUAUCUACUAUACAAAAUUUACCCAAGAUUGUAGGUAUUGGUUUAAGAAGUGUUUUUACAUUGAUGCGAGAAAGUAGAACAAUCGAUCCAGUCUUGUGUACAAAAGCAUUGUCAGCUCUAUUGGAUGUUUUACAAGGGCAAUUACCUGAAGGUCUCAAGUCCGAGCCAGAUGAUGUUAUUGAUCCACUAUUCGACCUGUUAUUGGAUCUCGCAACAUCUCACGGUCCUGAGUCAGCCGCUGCCAAUGAUGGCAGUCACUUGACAGCUGUCGCUUGCGCAUGUCUGUUGAGUCUUGUUGUGGUGAGAGGCGAUACCGGGCGUUUACUGGCGGCGAUAGCUGCUCUACUUAUGUCUCCAAGAGCAUUAGCGGUACAAAAUAUUCAGAUGCCAUGUGUGUUAACGUCUCUGCAGAGAAGUGUUCAUGCUGUUUUGUUAGGUAAACUUGUAAGACCAGAUUGGAUUACGUACGGAGUUCCUAAGUGUUCCAAGAUAUAUACCUCUACGCUUAAGUUAUCAAGUGAGAUGAACAAUAUGGUUUUGAACGAGCGAAGCUUUGUAAGCGAUGGAAAAUACUUGUAUCUGCACACGACUCGUGGUUUACUGAAAAUUGGAAGCGGCCAUGGUGGUACAAUAUGGGGGCAUAUAUAUAUACAUAAAGCAGACUUUUAUCCAACAGAAACAGGAUGGCUUGGCUAUGCAAAUAAUUCAUUGUAUUUUAAAUGCGCACCUAGAAAACAGAGAGAAUUAUUAAUUAUUGACGCGGAAACACUCGUGGUAACAGGAAUCGCUGUAUUGGAAGGGAAAGAUUGGUCAUCAUCAGUCAUGUUCUCCGAUGGUGAAAAUCUGGGCAUGAUAACAGCGGGCAAAGAUGAAGGCUUUGUAGUACGUACAAUAAAUACAUUAAGCAAUCCUGUAACGGUUACCUCUGAACUACCAUUGAAAUUAGCGAGAAAAUGCGUAGAUAUAUUUGGAUACGCGUCAUUCGACGAAGAGCAAUCGGUACAUACUUUAUCGGUACAUACUUUGAACUCAGGAUGUGACGAUGAAAUCACGAUGAUUACAGCGGGGAAAGAAUUUGGAUUAUUAAAAAUGUUAUCUGGAAAGUUAUUAUAUAGCGGAAAAGGCACUUGUCUUGGUAUGAAGACGAAUACGAGGCCUAACAAUUGGCUCGACUUUACCUUCGGUAAAGGUCCAAGGGUUACGCAUUUUGCGGUGGGUCACGAUGGACAACAUGUCGUGAUGGUCAUGGAAGACGGCUCUGUGCUUUUCGCUGGUACUGCUAGGCGCGGAGAGGAUGGAGACAGCAAUAAAGUUCGUAGACAACCAAAACCGGUAAAACCAAAGAAAAUGGCGAAAGUGGAAGGCCAGUUUAUCGUAGACGCUGCUUGCAACAAUGGAUCCACCGCUCUGGUCACACGAGACGGAUCUCUAUUGAUGUUCGGCAAGGAUACGCUGCAUAGCGACGCAGUUACAGGAUUAGUUACCGAUCUGAGGGAAGUGUGCGUGGUUCGCGUGUCGUUAGGAAAAGCUCAUGCCGCCGUGUUAACUAACAAAGGCCACCUGUACACCUUCGGUAUAAAUAACAAGGGACAAUGCGGCCGCGAUUCAGCGACGGUGCACACAGUUAACAAGGAGAUGUCGGUGGUCGCGAUGGAAAUGGGCACGGGGGAAGACGAACUCAUAGUAGCGGAAGAGGAGAGCGUGAAUUAUAUGAAUUGGGAAGAGACGCGAGGCAUGUGCCCGCCGGGGCAGCAUCAAUGGCGGCAUCGCGUCUGUAUGGUUUGCACGAUAUGCAGAGAAUGCACCGGUUACAGUAUCUCGUGCUUGAGCAGCAUACGUCCUGACCGGUAUCCCGGCCAAGAGUGCGGAUGUGGCGAAGGGGACAGCGGAUGCGCAGAGUGCGGUUGUUGCCGCACGUGCGCGAGAAAGAGCUGCAGCAACGGUAUAUCGCGCUCGAAUCUACGGGAGUAUUUACAGCGACGACUAGGUGAGAUAAAAGAGUGGCAACGGUGUAAAGCCGGACCGAGUACCGUGAAGUACUGCAUGAAAAUCAAAGGAUCGAACAAUCAGCAGCGCGCGGCCGGCUCGAGCAUCGCGCAGAAGGGAUUUCCGGACAAAGUGGCGUCGGGGGGCUUGGGUAACCUCGUGACCGAGGAGACCGUCGGCGGUAGCGACGUGGAGAGAGGAGACGCUGCGAGGAUCGCCAGCAUAUCACCGGCGAGGGUUCUCGUGCCCAACGAGAGCCCUGUGAUCCAAGUGUCCUGCGGUCUGCACCACACGGUGCUGCUUCUGCAAAAUGGCGAGGUGUACACUUUCGGUAGUAAUAUAUACGGUCAGUUGGGUGUCGGAGACUUGGUGGCGCACUCGGGACCAGUUCAAGUAAAACUACCUACCAUCGCUACCCAGGUCGCAGCCGGGAGCAAUCAUACCGUCAUACUCACGUCGAAGGGUGAGGUUUACACGUCCGGUGCAUAUCAGAAAGGACAGCUCGGCAUGAACUGGUGGAACGGUCAGAAUGAGUCCACCAAUAGCAACUCUCAGAUGAAUCGUCGCUCCGACCGGUCUCAGCCGUGGCACAGUUUCCCGAACGUAGUACCGAAUAUCGGGCCCCGAUGGGGCAGACGAGCCACGUGGAUCGGUGCAGCUGGCGAUCAAACGUACGUCAAAAUAGACGAGAUCAAUUCCAUCAGCUUGACCAGAAGCACCGUCAUGGCGAAUAAGAACUGCAUUAUCCUGAUCCCUCAUCAUAACGAGCACGUCAAUUCCUUCAAGAGUCUGGUGAUAAGUAAACGCGACGGUACCUGCAACAGUUACAGCAGUGCGGACCAAGUAGACUUCGGCAAUUGCGCAGCGUGCCUGGAUCCUCUGUACAAUGUCAUCUGGACUUUUAAUUCGACGAAUAAUGAGAUCAGCUUGUACAACAUAAUAUCAACGGAAGCUAAGACGAUACCGGGCUUGGAAGCUUCCAUACUCAAUCCAGGCUUGGCGCUUCCGGUCGUUCCUACCUGCUUCGUUACUCGCUCUCAAGCCGCGAUGCACUUGCUAGCUUGUCUAGAUACCCUGACGCAGGCCCAAGACGAGAACCUGUCGAUAGUCGAGGAGAACGAGUGCAAUCAAUCGCCACACAGCAAGGUCUACAGUCGCGAGGACUUCGCCACGGUCAGUAGAUUCGAGAGUCACGGUGGAGGAUGGGGUUAUUCACCUCACUCGAUCGAAGCGAUCCGUUUCAUGCCUGACACGGAUAUUCUGUUGGGAGGAUACGGAUUGUUUGGCGGUCGUGGGGAGUACACAGCGAAGAUAAAGCUCUUCGACAUUGGCAUCGAUGGCGGGGAUCAAGAAAACGAUGGCGAACUUCUCGCGGAGACGGAAGAGAUCCCUUAUGAGUGCGGCCCGAGGCAGAAGUACUCGAUCUUGUUUGACGAACCUGUAGCUCUGCAGGCGAACAGGUGGUAUGUGGCCUGGGUCAAGGUCAGCGGACCUUCCAGCGACUGUGGUUCCGGCGGGCAGGGAAUGGUCACUGCUGAGGACCAAGUGAUGUUUUACUUCAAAUCAUCUAAGAGAUCCAACAACGGCACCGACGUCAAUGCCGGUCAGAUCCCGCAGCUGCUGUACCGCGUCAUUACGCAUGAGAAUCAGACGUCGAACAGACAGAGAGACCAGGUCGAGCCGGUCUACGUGCUGAAGAGGGAAUUUAGUAGGACCGUGACGAAGGAGUGCUUCCAGUCGUUAAUAUCUCUCCUGCAGUGGAGCUGGAACACUUUGAAAGCAGGUUUAGCCGACGCGACCGCGUCCUCGACUCAUGCGCUACUCGAGAUGGAGCGCCUGGUGUACAUAAGCAAGGCCAGUUUGCGACUGAUCAGAACGUACACCAACGAAAUCUACCCCAAUCACGCCGUUAGGAAGGUUCCUCUCGAGUCGGUGCGCUUGGCGGAAUGCAUAGGCGAAGUGCGGGCGUUGCUGCGCCAAAUCUUAUCGGACUCUUUACCCUUCACCCUGAAGAACAAGGGUAAGACACGAUCCAAUAAAGGUUCUGGGGGAAUUAUGGGUAACAAAAUGGCGAGCACCAUUUUAGACGAGUGUCACAAGACCUUCGUAUCUUGUUAUCACGCGUUUUAUCCCACCGCCUAUCUCAAAUGGACCUCCUUGUGCGAGCUAUUAUCGGAGAUCGACAAGGAGCAAGGCACAACUACGAAGGAUCGUCUUCUUUCCGCCGUGUUGGCCUCUUUGUGCAAUUCCGCGAUACGACUGAGGUGUACGUUCCCGAUUUUGAGCAACAUCACGGACAGCAGCAGCGAUAGCGUCAAACGACAACUUAGUCCGUCCGAUAAUGCCGGUUUGCUCAUGGCAAAUUCCACGGAAACUCACCAGUACCCGAUCCUGGUCGAACAGAUCAGCCACAAGUCCCAAGUGGAGAGCUCUGGCAAGGAGAUGCUGAACUGGUCGUUUCGCGAGGUGCUCGACAGGCUGUUGGAUUUAAUAUUGAUACCGAUCAAGAGGAGUCUCUGCAGGGAGAAGAGCCAGUCUCUGCCGGAAUUGGUUCUCCAUUGCUGUUACUUAUUAGCGCGAGUCAUCGCGGAAUUGGCCGCGCAGUCGAGCGGCAACGAGGACGAAUUGCAGGCGGCCUGCGGCAGGCUCAUGUACACUACACCCUCGAGGUUCACGCGCACGAAUCAGUCGAGAUCGUGGAACACCGGUAAUGGAUCUCCGGACGCCAUUUGCUUUUCCGUCGACAGGCCGGGUAUCGUCAUUGCCGGGGUUGGUAUUUACGGAGGCGCGGGGGUGUACGACUACGAGCUGGAGCUAUUAGACGAUCAAAACAACACCGGCAACGAUCCGUCACAUACUCAACGUUGGAGUAGCUUAGACUUCACGAGGGGAACCUUUGGACCGGACGAUUGCGCCAACGAUAUAGUGGAGUUAAAGUUUGACAAGCCGGUGCUCAUAAAAGAAAAUGUGAAGUAUGCUAUUAGAUUGCGAAAUCGUGGCGGACGGACCAGCAACGGCGACGGCGGCUUGAGCGUCGUCAAAGGGGCGGACGGUACAACGUUUACCUUUACGGCUUGUUCCUUAAGCUUCAACGGUACCACACAAACUAGAGGUCAGAUACCACAUAUCCUAUAUUAUUCAAAUCCACAAAAUUCCGACGGGCAACAUACGAACAAAGCGAUGGCGGAAGUGCAAGCGAGAAAGUGCACUCUCGCCAUGACCUCAACGAUCAUCCAACGGUCGAACGAGAUCUUCUCUCUGGCGAGGGAGAGAGCGGAGGAAGUAAUAGCCAAUGAAGUUCUUAGUAACGCGACCUUCGUAACGACUCUCUUGCCGUUGGUCAUGACGCACAUUAGCCCCUUAGCCACAUCGGAUCCCAGAAGCAGCGUGCAAAUCCUUACUCUGAUACAGGAGAUGUUGCCACACAUAGCAGCUUUGAACUUGUUGUCUGCAAUGGGAACUUCUCAAAUAUCUCAAGACAGUGAAACUCAAUCACACUUUGCUCCUCCGGUUACUACUAGUCACCAUUACACUUGGCUGGAGAGCGAUCAUCCUUAUAAACCGGCUACAGUGUCGUAUUACAAAGUCACCUUCCCGGAGACAGUCAAGUGGCUAACUGUCGAAUUCACCGCAGAAUGCGGUACAUCGCAACCGGAGGAUUAUUUGCAACUGUAUAUACCAAAUGUCAUUCCCAAUUCCUCCGCCGGAUCAGUCACGAACGCUGCAAACGAAGACAUUCCUCUAUAUUGGCCGGUAUUACAUAAGCUGAGCAAUGUUCAGAGCCAAUGGCCCCAAAACGCCGUCGUGUUACCAGGAAACGAAGUGAUCUUCUCCUUGGAAACUGCAUCCGAUUAUGUGAAAAACGAGAGUUCCAAUACCUAUGGCUUCAAGUGCUUGGUCACCGGUUACGAUUGGAUAACAUCCGGUCAUGGUCUAAAAAAUUUAGAGAUCGAGUUAUCUUUCCUCGGAGGAGCGUGCGCCGCUAGUCUCAUGAAGAAGAAUCUAUCGUUGCCUCCAGUUUCAUCGGAGGAAGUUGAAGAGGAUUCAGAAUCUAUGCAGGAAACAGCAAAAAGGAUCUUCUCCGUUCACUCUACAUUGCUUGGACGAGGAUUCGCACUCGCGUCGCCCCCCACAGUUUCCCAGGCUCUCGACGGCGUACUUCCGUACAGUUUUCACUCCAACGAACGUCUGUUCCUGCGCGAUUUCGUCUCUUGCUCGGCCGGCACCAGCGGCGGCAGGCUCGCGAGAUGGCUGCAACCGGACAGUUUUGUGGAUCCCGGCCAAUGCGAGGCGCUUUAUUCGCGCGAGGACAUGAGAUGCGGAUGGCCGGCCAUCGUCACCGUGCUCACGAGAGAUCAAUACGGCGAGGUCGUGCACGUCCCCGGACUGAAGGUCGAAGUGAAGGCAGUGCCGAUAGAUAAGACAGACAUCACAGAGUCCGAUCAGAGCAGGAAGAUCCGUCGCGUCUCGCAGCCGGAUCCGAUGACCUUCGGCGGUCACCCGCAGCCUCCGUUGGACGUGCCCUACGAAGUUACCAUCAACAACAAGAUGUGCUUCUACGCCAUCAACAUCAUGAAGGCCUAUCAGAAUUACUCGUUCGAGGAACUACGGCUGAUGUCGCCCGCCGUGAAGAGGUCGAGCGAGAGCAUGCUGGUCAGGCCUAACGGCGACGGCAGUUACAGCGCCACGUGGACGCCGUCCUCGGUCGGCUGGUACUCGCUGAUGAUCACGGUCGACGGCUACAAUAUGGAAGAUAACUACAAAGUCGAGGUGAAGGAAUCCCCUCAGGGCAUGCAGCCGCCAACGCAGAACAUUGUGAAAAAGCCGCAGCUGCAGCCGAGCAGGCUCCGGAAAUUCGUGGCGAAGAAUAGUGCUGGUUUGAGAAUACGAGCUCAUCCGUCGCUGCAGAGCGAACAGAUCGGAUUCGUCUCGGUUAAUGACACUAUAGCGUUCGUCGAUGAGAUCCACAACGACGACGGGGUCUGGCUACGAUUAAACGCGGAGACAAUCAAAGAGUACUGCAACAGCAGUCACCUGGAGGCCUGGUGCUUGCAGUACAAUCAGCAUCUAGGGAAGACUCUGCUACUGCCGGUGGAGGAGCCAAAAUCGAUUCUGGAUCAGGUGAUCAAGGAGACCAUCAUGCGAAAGCGUCCCGACGCUGGCGACGAUCUUCCUCCCGUCAGCAGUAAGAGGAAAACGGUGACUUUCGACGCCGGAAGGAGCAUGAUAGUCGUGAAAUGCGGAGCUUCCGGGCACAAUAUCAGGAGCAAGCCGAGCUUGAAGAGCGCGCCGGUUGGGAUGUUGGCGCUUGGGAACACAGUAACUAUUCAGGAAUACUGCGUGAAUCACGAAGGAACCUGGGUGCGCAUCGAUGACGACUCGGUGGCCAAGUAUUGCUUCGACAAAGGCCGGGGUGUGGACGGCGAAGCGUGGUCGCUCGCGAUCAACAAACACGGCGUGAUUUACAUGAAGAUCGAGCAGGACCUGGAGAACGAUCCGAUAGAGAAGAAGCCGAUGAUACCGGAGCCGACCGUGUCGCCGAGUAACAAAGGCUUCGACUUUUCGAUACCAUCCGUGAGCCACGAGGGCUUCAACUUCACUACGCAAAACUACACAUCGGACACGACGGAGUCCGUCGAGGGUUGCAACACGAAUCCAUUUGUUUUCGGCUCGUACAAUCAGCAUGACUCGCCAGGUAGGAUGCAGUCGCGGACGGCAAAUUCGGCUGACUUGUUGCAUCCAGUGACCGGAAGCGAACGCUUCACACCGGAGAAAACCGACGGGACCGCCAAGUUCUCCAAGCCCCAUUCCAAGGAGAGAGUGGCCAAAGAGCGCGAGAGGGAGGGCGGCGGCGGAAAGUUCAGCGUUCUUCAGAAAUGGCUCAGAGGGGAUGAUAAGUGUCACGGCGAGAAAAGAAGUUCACCGGGCAGAGAUUUCUCGGAAUUCGUGGGCGUGUCUGUGAAGGAGUUGGUAAAGGCGAUGGGGGAAAGUCGCGCGAACGGCAACGGAGCGACACCGCCGGAGACCCCUCGGCGAAUGUCAAGAAGUUCCUCACCGAAGAAUCCCCAAGGUGGGUCACCAAGAUUUUGCAGUCCGUCCUCUAGCCCAGUCCCGAUACCCGAAGCUGUGAAAACGGACGCUGACACUCCUGGGUCCAGUCGGCAGCCAGCUGUUUCUGGCAAUUGCCUCUUCCCUCCUGCUGCUAACGCACCAGGUGGGAGAAGCGCGAUAGGAGGGGGAGAGAGUAUGAGUAGCAGCCCUGUACUCUGCGGCUCCCCCCGAAGUGUCGGCCUCUCCCCGUUAGUGUCGGGAGGGAUGGUCGACAGCAUCACGUCACAACGUCGCAGCUCGACGCAGAGCGACACAAGUGCCUUGGUUAGCAGCCUGACGAGAGAUCCGUCUCAGUCACCGAGCGGCAUUAGUACUACUGCCAAUACCCGUGAUCUAUCACCGAGUCCAAGUUGCAGUUCCUUACACAUGAGAUCCGAGGGCAGCAUAGCGAGCCCGCCCGACACUCCCAAGAAGGAUUGUUGUUGCGAUUCCCAAGAGAGCCCGCGCAAAGUGUCGCAAGCGCAGACCCAAACGAGUCCCGAGAGCGCCACUACGGCGAUGAAGGGCCACUUCAGCAUCGGUUCGUCCGGGGUGAAGGACGAGCGACAUUCCCCCAAGAUGAGCAGGAGGGAUCACAUGAAGGCCGCCAAGACGAGGGCGAAGCGCGCCAUGUCGCCGGCGAACGCGCAGCAGCAGAGUCCCAAUCCGAAUCGUCCUUUGAAUUUGAGCAAGGACAAGGUGAAGGAAGCGGUCAGUCCAUCCGUGGCGGAGUGCCUGCGGGCCGUCUUCGCGGCGUUCUUAUGGCACGAGGGCAUCGUGCACGACGCCAUGGCCUGCGCGAGUUUCCUCAAGUUUCAUCCGACUUUGCCGAAGCAGGGCGCGCUGGUCGUAACGAGACAGACUGUCCUGCAACCCAGCGAUAAACAGCAACAGGAGCAGAAGGCACGGCAGAGACACUCCGUCGAGGUGACCAACGCCGGCAAUUACUUGCACAUUCAGCCGAGCACGCUGGAGACCCUCACGCGUUCAGCCGCGAACGCGAAUGCCAAUAGGAACAGGAAGAAGCAGGAGAGCACGAUCAAGGAGGAGAUCCAGGCUAACAGCAGCAGCAAGCUCACCUCCCUGCCCGAAUUUCACACGGUCGCGGUGCUACCGCCCGCCCUCAAGAGCCUGGUCUUCCUCUGGGAGGAGCUCAGCACGAAUUGCCUGCAAGCCAUCGAGCAACAGUCGAUCCUACCGAGCCCGAUAUCGCACGUGCAAACGAUGAAGCUGGCGAAACGGCCGAUACCGGAGAAACGUCCGCGGGAGGACAAAGUGAAGGAGCGCGAAAAGAAAGGGAUCAAACGCGAGGUAAUCUGCGACCUCUGCGGUCUGAUGUUCCCGCAUCCAGUGACUUAUCACAUGAAGAUGAUGCAUCCAGGCUGCGGCUGGCACGCGGGCGGAAAAGGGUACAACAGCGGCGGCGGCUACUGCGCAGGGUGGGCAGGCAACUGCGGUGACGGCGGUGUCGGUGGUAGUUCGUGGUACUUGAUGUGCGACACAUGCCGAGAUAAGUACCUGAAGGCCGGCAAGAGCAAGCUGGCGAAGAAACUGGAGACCGGCAUGUCCAAGAGGAAGAGCAACAGCGCCAACACCAAGACCCUGUCCCCGAUUUACAGCCCCGGCGGGAAUGAGACUCAUAUCAUUAUGAAGAACAACGCGAUGUUCCUGUUGGAUUUGGCCAGCGCAUCCGGCUUCAAUAUCCCGAAACAACAGCGCCGACCCUCGCAAACACUGUCGUCCGUGGCGGAGAAUUACAGCCCCCCGGAGGCCGCCGGGCCGUUCCCGCCGACCGGGCCGUUCCAAUGUUUGCAAGCUCUGGGUGUACAUCACUCGCAGAGUCACGAUGAAAGAUAUUACGAGGAAGCUCUGAGGCGGCAAAAUGGCCAGCAGAAUAACUACGAAGGUGCCAGCGCCGUGUACAACAACACGAACGGCAGGCCGUUGUCCGAAUACCCGAUGAGCGACAGCGAUAUCGAGAACGGCAAGUACCGCAGCAUGUUUCACAGAUCAGUGUCCAUGUCAACCGGCGCGCCUUGGGCUCGGAACAGCAACGACGGCAGAAUCGUCAUGAUGAGGAAACGGAACAACAGCAGCAGCGAAAUGAACAACGAGACGGGUUCUUCGCUCCUGUGUUAUCCAUCCGCCGCGCUCCAGAAAUUAGUGCCAUCGAUGGACCAAUCGGCGAUAGUGUCUUCGAGCCAGACCGAAGUAGCGAAUAACGAUCGGAUCGAGAUUCUCAUGAGACCGGUGAUGCUGUUUGUUCUCCAACAACACAACUUGCAGCAUCUGCAGCUCGCGAUGAAGCAAGCGUUGCGCCGUGCCGCCUGUCGAGUUUACGCGAUGCAGGCGUUAAAUUGGCUUUUGAGAAGCGUAACGCAGCCAAUUUGUUUGCACGACUUGCUCUGGUGGUUCGUCUCGUCUCUCACUCCGGUUGUUCCUUCUGACACCACGGACACCAACGACGACGACAAUAGAACGAAGGAGAAGAAGGAGGAUCAUGACAUGAUUGGCGUCAGCGAACAUCCUUUGAGCGACCUGGUAAUAGCCGGAGAAUCUGUCAAUCCGUUGCCCACGGUGUUUCACACAUUGUUACAAACGAUUGCGGAUCUGAUGUUAUUACCGCCACUUGGAUCUCCGUUACAACAAGCUGCGAUUCGCUGUUGGGGUAUCCGUUUUACACCGGCGGACCAUAUGUUCCUACAUAGAAGUCACGUAUUCAGCAACAUCAGCAAGAUUCUCUCGCGGUCCGAAGAGGAGGAGGAUGUGACGAUGAGCAUGCACGAGAGCCACCAGUCGACGGUGUCGCAGCAGAUGAGCGGCUGCGUGGACGCUUUGAGGGAUUUAACAUCCAGCGUGGAUAUUAAAGCGUCCAGCAGGCAAGCCAUGAUCGGAAGCCUCACGGACAAUUCCACGGAGACGUUUUGGGAAUCCGGAGAUGAAGAUCGCAACAAGACCAAAAUCGUCACCAUCGUAUGCGGUGCUCACUCCUUGCCAAGAAUGGUGUAUGUGCACAUCGACAAUUGCCGUGACUUAACACACAAAGUGUCGAGUGUAACAUUCCAGUCCGGUGUUAACUCCGACGAAAUGAUCAAACUGCGAUCCGUAGAGAUCGAAAGUAGAUCGGCUGGGUGGAUUAAUUGUCCCAUCACUGAUCAACGCCAUGUGGUCGUGAGUAUGGAACUAAAGGGUCCGGAUAACUCCCUGAGAGUUCGCCAAAUCCGAGUAUUAGGUGAGAUCGAGGGGGAAUCGUUAAAAGUGGGAAAGCAACUGAGCGCACAAACCAUUCAGCAGAGAAACUGCGAGGCGGAAACCUUAAAAGUAUUUCGCCUGAUCACUUCUCAGGUAUUCGGUAAACUUAUACAAGGAGAGAAGCAGCAGCAGACGGAGCCGACGGACGGUGCGAAUGAGGACGUGGAGGAUAGCAACGAUCUCAGGGAGCAUAUGGUUGGGAUAUUAUUCAGCCGGAGCAACCUGACGCACUUGCAGAAACAAGUGUGUACUCACAUCGUGCAAGCGAUCAGAAAGGAGACGAUACGCAUGAGAGAGGAGUGGGAGACAGUCCUGUUCUCGCCGACACCCGUUAAUAGUCUACUGAGCGACAACAGCGAUCUGCAAAAGGCGACCGAUACGUAUUGCUUCGAAAUGCUUUCUAUGGUUCUCGCCCUGAGCGGUAGUUCUGUAGGACAGUAUUACUUAUCGCACCAGACCGGCUUACUGAAAGAUCUGCUAAGCUUAUUACAUACUGGAUCGGCUAGGGUGCAGCGCCAAGUAACGUCUCUCUUAAGACGGAUAUUGCCCGAAAUCAAGCCUGAGACAUUGGCAGGUGUGAUAAACGUCGAGCAACUGCCGCCUAGCGACUUCAGUAUCGUAUCCGCGGCGAACAGCAAUCUCACUCAUGUUUCCGAUUUCAACGAACAUUCCGCUGGGAUUCUUGACGUGUUUCUAAGCUGCAUCGCCAAGGCACUGACCGUGCAGGUCAAGAUGAAAGGGAAGGAGAACAACGGCAAGGCCCUUCAGAGCGUUUCGUUAGCCACCAGCAUUCACCCGGACAGUUACGUCGGGACGAGGUGGUGGCUGAGAGGUUGCAUGACGCGAAAACUGGCGGAGGUGCUGAUUCAGCUGUUGAAGGAUAUGGCAUCGGGCAAAUUAUCGGAGGAAUGGGCGUCCGUGACGAAAGCGGGGAUAGCUGAGAACAUUCUGAACUUGACUAGAUUGGACGAGAAGAGUCGCGAUCCCACGGAAUGUCUCCGAUCUCCGACGCUAUGGCUGGCGCUCGCUUCUCUCUGCGUCUUAGAUUCGGACCACGUGGAGAGACUGUCGUCUGGCCAAUGGAGAGGUACCGAGGGACAAGCGCCGCCGCCUAGACCGACAUGCAGCAAUCACGACGACGACGAGACUACAGCCAUUAUCCAAUGUAACGUUUGCGGCAAUCUGUGCGCGGAAUGCGACCGAAUUCUCCACCUUCACCGGAGAACGAGGACGCAUCUGAGACAAGUGUGCAAGGAGGAAGAGGAGGCGAUACGGGUGGACCUUCACGAAGGCUGCGGCCGGACGAAACUCUUCUGGAUACUAGCUCUGGCGGACAGCAGGACGUUGAAGGCUUUAGUGGAGUUCCGCGACGGUUCGCCGAGGAAACCGGUCGGCGCGGCUACCGGUAUUUGUCGAUUUUGCGGCACCACCGGCAACACGGGCUUGUUAGCGAUAGGGAACAUUUGCGCCGAUCACGAUUGCCAGGAGCACGCCAAUAACGCUUGCAACAAGGUUCACUCUUGCGGCCACAUUUGCGGCGGCGUCAGGAACGAGAGAACCUGCCUGCCCUGUUUGCAUCGUUGCUUACCGGGAACCGAUUUGAAACAGGACGCCGACGACAUGUGUAUGAUCUGCUUCACCGAAGCUCUCUCCUGCGCGCCGGCGAUUCAACUGCAAUGCGGUCACGUGUUCCAUCUGCACUGCUGCCGGCAUGUACUGAUGAAACGUUGGGUGGGGCCGCGGAUCACCUUCGGCUUCUCUCUGUGUCCGAUCUGCAAAGUACCGAUGGACCAUCCGACGUUGUCCGAGCAGCUGGCCAGCGUGAAGGAUCUCUACGACGACGUACGAAGGAAGGCUCUGAUGCGUUUGGAAUACGAGGGACUGCACAAGGCCGAAGGAGCUUUCGCACCCGGAGGCCGCUAUCAAGAUCCAGCCGCCUACGCGAUGGAACGGUACGCGUAUUACGUGUGCUACAAAUGCCAGAAGGCCUACUAUGGUGGUGAGGCGCGCUGCGACGCACAGCUAGGCGGGGAGUCGUUCGAUCCUACUGAACUGGUGUGCGGCGGAUGUAGCGACGUGGCAAGGGCUCAGAUGUGUCCGAAGCAUGGGGCAGACUUCCUCGAGUAUAAAUGCCGAUACUGUUGUUCAGUGGCGGUCUUCUUCUGCUUCGGAACCACGCACUUCUGCAAACCUUGCCACGACGACUUCCAACGAGUUACCACCAUCCCCAAAAACGAACUGCCCGUGUGCCCCGCCGGUCCCACAGCCAAGCAGUUGGAAGGAGACGAAUGUCCGUUACAUGUGAAACAUCCACCGACGGGAGAAGAGUUCGCUUUAGGUUGCGGCAUUUGCCGCAACGCGCACACAUUCUAAGCUUCCAGUGCUCUCUCUUGUGAUUAUCAUGAAAUUGGAAUUGACACAACCUGUAGCAGUGGGUCUCGUAGUUUCAAUACCCGGCGAAAAAUAAUACACGACGCGACAGAAGAUACGUUACUUGUUAAGUAAUAGAUAAGACGUUUUUAUCGGUAAAUUUAGCGAUAGCUGUCGACAGAGUAAGAGAGGGAGGGAGAGAAAGAGAGCGAGAGAGAGAGAGAGAGAGAGAGAGAGAGAGAGAGAGAGAGAGAGAGAGAGAGAGAGAGAGAGCGAAAUCUGUAAGCUUGCGUGUCAAACUUCCAUGCGAUUUAAGAGGAAGGUUUGCAUCGGACGCUAUGUAGGCUGUAAUUGAUAUUUGUAAUGUGUCUUAAAUAGGAAUGGGAUCAAGGACACUCUAGAUAUAGCAUCAAUUUUAUGAGUAUAUUGAAACUUAAUAACGUUUAAAGUAUAAUCAAAACUUUCUGUUUCCCAAUCGCAUCGAGAGAUAUGCGUACUUUGGAACGUAGCGUAUAUCGUAAUGUAUAAUCGACAUUUUCUCAAAUACGUGUAUUACAUAUAAUCAUUUGGUAUAGUACUUGAUUCUGUAUUUGAUUGUGUAGUAAAUUCUUUACAAGCGUGCGAGAUAUAUCUAUGACGAUCUCUGUAUCAUUCGAUUUUAGUGAAAUGAUAUCUAGAGCUAUAUUGAAUUGACUAAGAUUUAUAAAUACAUACAUACUGAACUUGGUCCCAUCCUAAUCUUAAGCAUCGGAGCAAAGAAAAAUAAUAUAAAAUUCUGUGCACUAUUUAAAGUUCACUUUAGGACUCUACGUCUGUAAGGAUCUACAAGGAUAAGACUAGAGAAUCUAUGAUUUACGACGGAAUAUGAAAUGAAGUUCUAUUCUAAAGAAAACAUUCGAAUGGACGAGUUAGAUGAAAUGAAAUUUCAUUUCAAUUUCUGUUGCAAAUUAUGCGAAUCAUAUUUAAAGUGAACUUUAGAAAUUAUUGACUAUUGUCGAUACGAUCUAGUAUUAGUAAGCAAUGCGUAAAUAAGCUGUUGUAUGUGAAGAAAGUGUGUAUUUAAGGACAUGCACGAAAUUUUCGAAAAUAUCACAUAUAAAACAGACAUCCAAACCAUAUACUUCUACAUAUUACACUAAGCCGCUAACAGAAACCAGCAAUUUGUUCGAUUUAUCGAUUGGACAAAUUGAGUAUAUAUAUAUAUAUAUA